UCAUCAAUUCUUCGUAGUUGUCCCAUAAAACCAUUCGAAACGAAAUUCUCUCCCAUAAAACCACUUGAAACGAAAUUCUGUCACAAAACCAUGGCCAUGGAGUGCAUCCCUGUUGAGGAGCCUGCAGCAGGCCCUGCCGUCCCUCUCGUCCGCCUGAACCACGUCUCGUUCCAGUGCGCCUCCGUCGAGGAGUCCGUCGGCUUCUACCAGCGCGUGCUCGGCUUCGAGCUCGUCAAACGCCCGGCGUCCCUCGACUUCGGAGGAGCAUGGCUGCACAAGUAUGGCAUGGGGAUACACCUGCUGCAACGUGGCUCGGAUUCCAACGCACCGGCGGCGGCGAGGCCGCCGGCGAUCAACCCCAAGGGCAACCACAUCUCCUUUCAGUGCACGGACAUGGGGCUCAUGAAGGCGAGGCUGGCGGACAUGGAGCUGGAGUUCGUCGCGGCGUGGGUGCGGGACGGGGAGACGGUGGUGGAGCAGCUCUUCUUCCACGACCCCGACGGCAACGUCAUCGAGAUCUGCGACUGCGAGAAGCUCCCCGUGGUACCCCUCGCCGGUGCAGGCGCCGGCGUUCCCAGUCUGCUGCUGCCGGUGCAUGAUGGCUAGUUCGUUGUUCGUGGUACUCCUUGGAAGCUUAGCAGGAUUAUUGUUUGAUUCAUUCAUUGGAUUUGUGAGUUGUAAGUUGUAACUAGAGAAAGUUCUGUACGCUACUGUAGCUUUCGCUGUACAUUUGUUGCCCAAAUUCAAGUGUCCAUAAUGUACAUACAAGAAGAGGGAGAUUUCCGGUUCAC
Messenger RNA from Setaria italica (foxtail millet), 791 nucleotides. RefSeq lists its product as uncharacterized. The record is from RefSeq and is a predicted model, not a curated record. The transcript has 3 exons. NCBI's taxonomy places the organism in Eukaryota, Viridiplantae, Streptophyta, Magnoliopsida, Poales, Poaceae. The coding region runs from base 91 to 606 and encodes 171 amino acids.